AUGGAGAUGUUCUUUUACUUGGUGUUUGGGGGGUUGGGGGCACUCGUGCCAGCAUUGGAGCUCAGCAAGAACAACAAGGAUCGGAUCACCACCUCUGCCGCUUUCACUUCCUUCAAGAACAAUUACCUUGUCGUUUACUGUCUAAUGAUGGCUGGAGACUGGUUGCAGGGUCCUUAUGUCUAUUAUCUGUACAGUACGUAUGGCUAUGGAAAAGGGGAGAUUGGACAGCUUUUUAUAGCUGGUUUUGGGUCUUCCAUGUUGUUUGGGACUAUUGUUGGUUCUCUUGCUGACGAACAGGGCCGAAAGAGGGCUUGUGUGACAUACUGCAUUACUUAUAUACUGAGUUGCAUCACGAAGCAUUCUCCUCAGUAUAAAAUUUUGAUGAUAGGCCGUGUUUUGGGAGGUAUCGCAACUUCUCUCCUGUUUUCAGCAUUUGAGUCCUGGCUUGUUGCAGAACACAAUAAGAGGGGCUUUGACCAACAAUGGUUAUCAUUAACUUUCUCCAAAGCAAUAUUUCUUGGCAAUGGUCUUAUUGCUAUCGUGGCUGGAUUGCUAGGAAAUUUGCUUGUCGACACUGUUGCUCUUGGUCCUGUGGCCCCCUUUGAUGCUGCUGCAUGCUUCCUUGCAAUUGGUAUGGCUAUUAUCUUAUCAUCAUGGACAGAGAACUAUGGUGACUCUUCAGAGAGCAAGGACUUGCUUACACAGUUCAAGGGUGCUGCAGUGGCAAUUGCUUCUGAUGAAAAAAUUGCAUUGCUGGGUGCAAUCCAGUCUCUGUUUGAAGGCUCAAUGUAUACCUUUGUAUUCCUCUGGACGCCUGCUUUGAGCCCAAAUGAUGAGGAAAUUCCCCAUGGUUUUAUUUUUGCAACAUUCAUGUUGGCUUCUAUGUUGGGUAGCUCUCUUGCAUCUCGUUUGAUGGCCCGUCCGUCCUCUAGAGUGGAGAGCUAUAUGCAGAUUGUUUUUGUGGUCUCUUCGGUGUCGCUUCUUCUUCCUAUUGUAACUAAUUUCUUGGUGGCACCUUCUAACGUGAAAGGUGGAAGCAUUUCCUUUUCCGGUUGUAUCCAGCUUCUUGGAUUUUGUACUUUUGAAGGUUGUGUAGGAAUAUUCUGGCCAUCCAUUAUGAAGAUGAGGUCCCAGUAUAUUCCUGAGGAGGCCAGAAGCACCAUCAUGAACUUUUUCCGCAUCCCUUUGAAUAUAUUUGUGUGCAUUGUGCUUUACAAUGUUGAUGCAUUCCCUAUUACCGUCAUGUUCGGUAUGUGCUCGAUUUUCCUCUUUGUGGCAUCUAUCUUGCAGAGGCGGCUCUUGGCCAUUGCAGAUAAGCCAAAGACACAAGAAUGGACAGCAAUGAAGGAGCAUGAUACUGAAGCAGAGCCCUUAAACAUAUAAUUGAAGUUGAGCAGGCAGUCCUCCAGGAAAUUUUGGCAGGUUGAUAUUGAAGCAUACAAGAUAACAGAAGACGACAAAUUGCACUCCAUAGAGCAGGUUGAAAAACAAAAAGGUGGCAAAUUAAGCUAUUGAAACUGUCUUCAGUUAUUCUUAUAUUGACACAAUCCAUGAAUUACUUUAUAUAUAUUUUUCUUUCGUGUUAUCAUUUCAUUGUAGGAAAGCUUAAGCAAGCAUUCAUCUGUUUCCGUAAUUCUGAUGUUAAUUCUUUUGGAAUAUGGGUUUAUACUAGCAUCCAUGAAGAGUACAAUGUUUUGUGGACAUUUUAUUUUAUUUUAUUUUUAAUUUUAAUUAUCUAUUAA
Molecule: messenger RNA, 1742 nt
Organism: Tripterygium wilfordii
Lineage: Eukaryota; Viridiplantae; Streptophyta; Magnoliopsida; Celastrales; Celastraceae
Product: molybdate-anion transporter-like
Exons: 8
Coding region: 1-1383 (460 amino acids)
Biological process (GO): molybdate ion transport
Cellular component (GO): membrane
Molecular function (GO): molybdate ion transmembrane transporter activity
Source: RefSeq, a predicted model, not a curated record